Exophiala bonariae is the source of this 1143-nucleotide messenger RNA. RefSeq lists its product as uncharacterized. NCBI's taxonomy places the organism in Eukaryota, Fungi, Ascomycota, Eurotiomycetes, Chaetothyriales, Herpotrichiellaceae. Gene Ontology annotation, molecular function: phosphoric diester hydrolase activity. The coding region runs from base 1 to 1143 and encodes 380 amino acids. Gene Ontology annotation, biological process: lipid metabolic process. The transcript is spliced from 2 exons. The record is from RefSeq and is a predicted model, not a curated record.
AUGUUACUCGGAAUUGUUGAGUUCAUCAUCUUGGCGUGUGGUCUGAUCACGACAUUCUUCCCCGACGAAGUAGACGACUCACUAGACUCCUCGACGCCGACCGGAAGAUUCUCUUCAGACCUGGGACGAUGGCCGACAGACUUCUCGGCCGACAUUCAACCAGUUGCCUGUGCCUCUCAUAAUGAUUACUGGCGAAAAGAACCACUCUUCUCCGCCUUGAGAGCUGGCUGUACGGGGGUUGAAGCCGACGUCUGGCUCUUUGACCAAGACCUAUUCGUUGGACAUUCCACACAGUCAUUGACCCCAGAAAGAACCCUCCGCUCACUCUACCUUGAUCCAAUUUUCAAAAUCCUUGGUUCACAGAAUUCAAUCUCAGCUUUCCAUCCUUCGAGCGACAUUCAACCCAGCGGGGUGUUUGAUACAAAGCCAUCACAAACACUGGUCUUACUCAUCGAUUUCAAAAACGAUGGCGAUGCCAUUUGGCCAUAUGUCUCGGAUCAGCUCCAGCCAUUCCGGGAAAAGAACUAUCUCACCUAUUUCAAUGGAAGCAGUGUAAUCGAGGGCCCUAUCACGGUCGUCGUGACGGGAAAUGCCCCAUUCAGCUCGGUGGUGGCAAAUCCACACUAUCGAGAUAUGUUUUUUGACGCCCCAUUAGCUUUGAUGGACAAAGUCGCAGAGUCUGCCAUUCCAGUCGGAGCAUCUGUGCCGAAUGGUAAUCCAGCAGAUGCGGUGCGAUCCACCAUCCCGAGUACUCGAUCUGAUGGUGAUCAAGGUCAAGGGCAGUCGGGCUCAGCUCCAACAAACCCCUCAAUUUAUUCACCUGCAAACUCUUACUACGCAUCCGUAGAUUUUAGAGCAUCCAUUGGAUUUCCUUGGCGAGGACAUCUCUCAUCUCAACAAAAGGAAAAAAUCCGGAUGCAGAUCGCGGGUGCUCAUGCACGCGGCUUGAAAGUCCGAUAUUGGAAUGUCCCGAGUUGGCCUAAGGGGCUGAGAUUUUAUAUCUGGCGAGUUCUGGUCCGCGAGGGAGUCGACUACUUGAAUGUCGAUGAUCUACACUCGGCCACAAAGGGUAAUUGGGGCUGGGGUAGAAAAGGCCCGUGGUGGAGCGGACCUUGGAGGUUCCGACCCUCUACAACCUCUUAG